Dendroctonus ponderosae (mountain pine beetle) is the source of this 1740-nucleotide messenger RNA. RefSeq lists its product as uncharacterized. Lineage: Eukaryota; Metazoa; Arthropoda; Insecta; Coleoptera; Curculionidae. The record is from RefSeq and is a predicted model, not a curated record.
CACAUUUUACGGCCUUUAAUGUUGCAGUUUUGCGUUAAAACACCCAACCGGUUUGUUGUUGUUUCUUCUGCUGGCCAACGCACAAACGCUCACACAAUUGGGAAUCUGCCAAAACUGUUGCAAGACAUCGCAAUCUGAAAAUAUCCCCAAUCAUAAGCGACGAGACUUUAUGCGAACGAACACUUUGUUUGGAUAGUUUAGUGAUCAUUUUCGAUAGAAUCAUAUUUGAUAAUGAGACAAGUCUUAUUCGGGCGCAAACAUCCGCGUUGUUGCGUAAAAUCCACGAUCCGGUGCCACGCGUUCCUCGCCUUACCUGGACUCCAUCCACUGUGCAUAGAUAUUACGAUGAUCCGAUUAUCUCGAGGUACAGUACCAAUAAUUACAUCCAAAGAACGAUCGUUAGUUCUCCGGUAAACUCGAGAGUUAGUUAUACGACUUACUAUUCUGAGCCAGUGAGAAAGUACAUUGUUGCCCUGUCCCCAGCGCGGCCAACACGUAAAUUUGGGUCGAAGAAUGCCACGGAAGAAGACAAGAAGCAAGACGAGGAGAUGAGGAAGCUGCGUGAAGCCCGCGAAGCACGACUGGCCUUCAUCAACGAAGAAGAAAAGCGCGAUCGCGUUUCCGCUUCAAAAGAAGUGGACGAUGCCGUCAAAGCGAAGAAGGAAAAGGAGGAAGCAGCCAGGUUAGCUGAAGAAAGAGCGCUAGCUGAAGAACAAGCCCGACAGCAGGCGCUAGCCAAAGAAGAAUCUAGGAAAGCGGAAAUAGCCAGACAAGAAGAACUAGCGGCUCAGGCCGCAGCCGAGAGAGCGGCUGAUCUGGAGAAGCAAGCAGAAGCAGCCAGACAAAAAGAGGCGAAAAAACAGGCUGACGCUGAGCGCAAGCGACAGGAAGAAGCGGAAAAGGCGCGCUUGGAAGAGCAAAAGCGAGCCGAAGAAGCCAAAGCAGAAGAGGCUCUGCAGGCGCAAUUGCGACUGGAAGAAAUAGCGCGCAAAGCCGAAGAGGAGCGAGAGGCUGAGCUCGCGCGACAAGCCGAAGAGCUUGCCGAACUGGCGAGACAGGAAGCGGAACUAGCCGAGCAGGCGCUGCGUGAAGCUGAAGAAGAGGAGCAACGGCGCCAAGAAGCUGAACUCGAAGAUCUGCGCCGCCAGGAGGCGGAGCUUGCUGAACUGGAGCGACAGCAACAGGAAGAAGCUGAAGAGGCAGCAAAAGAGGAAGACGCAGAGGCUGCCAAGCGCCAAGCGGAACUAGAAGAGUUGGAGCGGCAACAAGCUGAGCUUGAGGAACUCGAACGAGCUCAGGCUGAACUGGACGCUUUGGAGGCAGACGCCAAAGCGCUGGAAUCCGACUUGGGACCUCCCCCAGCUCUGGAACCCGAGCCGGAGAUUGACGAAGCGGAAUUGGCUCGGCAGGCCGAGCUGGAGGAACUGCGCCGACAAGAAGAAGAACUGGCCGAGCUGGAACGCGCCCAAGCCGAACUGGACGCUUUGGAAGAGGAAGCCAGAGCUAUGGAGUCCGAUUUGGGACCUCCGCCGGCAGCUGACCAGAAUGAAGACGACGAAGAUGAUCAAGCCAUCGCGGAAGGCGCACAGUCCGAUGAGGGCGAAGAGUGACCCAAUCUUCAACUAUGCUAUAAUCAGUUUUUUUUUAUUUGGCUUGAAACACAGCGCGCAUUUGUUGCAUUUUUCAUGUACAUAGUUAUGGUCGUCUUUGUUCAAGAAUAAAUAACCCUGUUGUGUUGUA